CUUCCGGGUAUUACUAGCGGCAACUGAGAAGACAAGUUGAUUAAGAUAUGUAACUAACAAGCAGAUCUUGUGUUUGUUUUUCAAAAAGUAGGACUAAAUAUAUCACGUAGAAUUUGCACUUUGGAUGGACAUGGAGGGACCAUCUGCUUACUCGACCGCAUCUCUGCGCGUUGCUGGAAGGAGAGACUCUGGUGGGGAUAUAGAGGCUGACCCGAGCCGUGACACGAAACACUUUCGCGUUUGUCGUUUCAUCAUGGAGACAGGAGUGAAACUCUGCAUGCGCUCGGUGCCCAUGGCUACAGCAUGUGUGCUCUAUCAUCGUUUCUUUGAGAGGGUCAGUAUCCAUGCCUAUGAACCCUACCUAGUGGCCAUGAGCUGUGUGUACCUGGCUGGUAAAGUGGAGGAGCAGCACAUCAGGACCCGUGAUAUCAUCAAUGUAAGCCACAGGUAUUUCAACAGUGGCAGUACUCCUUUAGAAUGUGACAAGGAGUUCUGGGACCUGAGGGACAGCGUGGUGCAGUGUGAGCUCCUCAUCCUCCGACAGCUCAACUUCCAAGUCUCCUUCGAACACCCCCACAAGGUAUAUUUGCUCCACUACCUGCUGUCUGUCAAGUCACUUGUGAACCGCCAUGCUUGGUCUCGAACUCCUGUAGCUGAAACUUCCUGGGCGCUGCUUAGAGACUGUUACCAUGGAGCCAUGGUCAUCCGCCACAGACCCCAACACAUCGCCAUAGCAAUGCUGUACCUGGCUCUAAACAGCUAUGGAGUGGAACUGCCUGCUGGGGAGAGAGAGUGGUGGCAGGUGCUGUGUGACGACGUGAUGAAAGCAGAUAUCGAUGCUGUGAUCGCAGACCUUCUUCAGCUCUACGAUAUGGAGGCCAAGUGUAUCUGAACAACACACCUACAAGACCAUCACAUCUCUGUUUUGCCACUUGACUGUGCAGUACAAAGCUGAAUGUGUGUUAUGGUGCACAUUGUAGUGUAAAACUGUACUUAUAUAGUGCUCUGCUACAACUGAGCACUCAAAGCGCUUGUGUUCAGGUGUGUCUAAGGUAGAAGAGCACUUUGUGUCUUUAACCCAGUUAUUCUGUGAGUUAAAAAAAAACAUGCCUGCACUACUGAUUUCUUCCAGUGUGGGGAGACAUUUCUUUCAUUUCUGAUCUGUUAUUUGUCGGCCUUGCACUGCAUAAUACAUCCUGAGCGCUUCAAAAACAUGCCGACUCUCAGUACCACCGAUCUCUUCAUAUUCCACACAUCACACAUUUUUACUACAAAUGCUAAAUGGUGACUACUCUUAGAUCUUUCUGGACUAGGGUAGUACAGCACAGUUUUUUUGUUUGUUUGUUUUUUCUUUGAGAUUAUAGGCUUGAUUAGUACCUUGCAGAAUAAACCUGCAUAUUUUCAAGGACAAUGGAUGCUACAUACUGGAUACCAUAAAUAUCUUGUAUUUUUACAAUGCAUAGUAUUCACAUGCAAAUGCAUUGGUUGGAUGAAGUAUUAUAGAGGAAUAUCUGGCAGCAGUGUAAUUUCCAUUAAUCCAUUCAUUUUAUUAACUACCUGUUCAGUUCAGGGUCACAGGAGGCCUGGAGGCUAUCCCAGCCACUUUAGGGCGAGAGGCAUCAUAUGCUAAACAACUUGCAAGUCUGUUUCAGGUCUAGCAAAUCUUUACAUAUUCAUGCAUUUUCUCCAUGUAUAAUAAUGUUUACAUAUUAUGAUUAGAAACUGUUUGUAAUUUAAAGGGGGCUCUUUCUGAUAAUAAUACAAAUAUUUGGGACUCAUUUUCCCUAUAUUCUGUCAGAAAUACAUUGUGUUACAAUGGCUUUCCACCAGGAAAGAUGUUAAACCAGCAAGUGGAGUCGGG
Neolamprologus brichardi is the source of this 1861-nucleotide messenger RNA. It is a transcript of the gene ccnq, whose product is annotated as cyclin Q. The record is from RefSeq and is a predicted model, not a curated record. Gene Ontology annotation, molecular function: cyclin-dependent protein serine/threonine kinase regulator activity. Gene Ontology annotation, biological process: regulation of transcription by RNA polymerase II. NCBI's taxonomy places the organism in Eukaryota, Metazoa, Chordata, Actinopteri, Cichliformes, Cichlidae.